Notolabrus celidotus (New Zealand spotty) is the source of this 811-nucleotide messenger RNA. Its product is annotated as dual specificity phosphatase DUPD1. Lineage: Eukaryota; Metazoa; Chordata; Actinopteri; Labriformes; Labridae. The record is from RefSeq and is a predicted model, not a curated record. Gene Ontology annotation, biological process: negative regulation of MAPK cascade; protein dephosphorylation. Gene Ontology annotation, molecular function: MAP kinase phosphatase activity; protein tyrosine/serine/threonine phosphatase activity. The coding region runs from base 122 to 751 and encodes 209 amino acids. Gene Ontology annotation, cellular component: cytoplasm. The transcript has 4 exons.
CAUACACGGGUGCACACGCUCGAAGUUCACACAUGUCCUCUGUGGAACAGUUCAGAUGCUGGUCUGCGAUCCUGCUCAGGAACGGAUUUAAAGAUUUAAACAGUUAGAAGAGAGGUGAGCCAUGUCGUCCCGUGUGAUGAAGUCAAGAGGCAAGAACCCGUACGCUGCAGUGCAGGUGGACCCAGAUAGUGAUUACAUCACACCAGGAACAUUAGACCUAGAACAGAUGUUCUGGUCAGGCACCGGGGCUCCGUAUGCACAUGUAAACCAGGUCUGGCCCAGAAUCUACAUUGGUGAUGAGAAAACAGCUCUGGAGUGUCCUGGACUGAAGGAUCUGGGUAUCACGCAUGUCCUCAAUGCAGCAGAGGGAAAGUGGAAUAAUGUACUGACUGGUCCUGAAUACUACAGUGACAUGAACAUUGAGUACUUUGGUGUCGAGGCUGAUGACAAACCCACUUUCAACAUCUCCCCGUUCUUCUGCCCUGCAACCCAAUUCAUCCAUGAGGCCCUGAGCCAGCCAGAGAACAAGGUUCUGGUGCACUGCGUGAUGGGCCGCAGCAGGUCGGCGUCUCUGGUAUUGGCAUACCUGAUGAUGAAACACAGCUUAACAGUAGUGGAUGCUGUUGAGCAUGUGCGACAGCGACGCUGCAUCCUGCCCAAUCAUGGGUUCCUGAAACAGCUCAGAGCCCUGGACAUCACAUUACAAGAGGAGAGGCUGAGACAGAAAAGAGAGACCAAUGAUACACAAUAGAUAUACAAUAUUUUUUACACUGUAUAUAAAACUUCAGAUUUUUCAGACUUUGAAUGCAUC